Messenger RNA from Microsporum canis CBS 113480, 2196 nucleotides. Its product is annotated as C6 zinc finger domain-containing protein. Lineage: Eukaryota; Fungi; Ascomycota; Eurotiomycetes; Onygenales; Arthrodermataceae. Bases 1 to 2172 code for a protein of 723 amino acids. Gene Ontology annotation, molecular function: zinc ion binding; acetyltransferase activity; DNA-binding transcription factor activity, RNA polymerase II-specific. Gene Ontology annotation, biological process: regulation of DNA-templated transcription. The record is from RefSeq and is a predicted model, not a curated record. The transcript has 3 exons.
AUGUCCGUCGUUGCACCUGCGCCGUUGCCCAGCGGCAGCCGGGACAUCGCGGCUGAGGCAAGCCCAGAACAGAGUCCCUCCAGUUUCACCGCGGUUAACGGUAGAGACCGUUCGGCCUCGCUCAUAAACGGACAGCCAGACAUGCGUCCCUCUCCCGCUCGCGAUGACGGUAGCAACGGUAACGGCAGCACCAGCAACGGUAACAACGGCGGCAGCAACAACGGUAGCAGCGCUGCCGCCAGCAACGGCGCCAACUUGCCUCACUCGGAUAAGCCAGCAAGCGCGGACGGGUCUCGUGACUCGCCCGUUGACCAGGCCGAUUCUGGCUCAGCUCCUCCAGACACCACCACCGCCGCCACCACUACUGCUACUGCUGCUGCCAGUAGUAAUAGUAACUCGAACAAGCGCAAGCGAUCCAAACACCAGCAGCAGCCUCACCAACAGCACCAACACCAGCAACAGCAACAGCACCAGCACCAGCAACAGCAACAACACCAGCAACAGCAACAGCACCAGCACCAGCACCAGCACCAGCACCAGCAGCAACCAUAUACCAGUGUUGAACGUCCAGACGAACCCAAGCCGAAUACCGGCAAUGUCGCCUGGGACUACGACUCGCAGUCACAGAUGAUGAAUGCCAGCUCACAGCGACACUCCAAGCACCAGCACCAGCAGCACAUGGAUGCCUCAGAUGCUCAGCUCGCCGAGGCUCUACAGCGUGAGGUCCAGAGUGAGACGCCGUCAGAAAAUGCAUCCACCAUGGAAAUGCAAGGCAGUAACUCGACUGCCCAUGUACAGAGCCAGUCUCCCGGCUCGUCGCAGGUCGCGCCAAAGCGAAAGAGGGUUUUUAGCAACCGAACCAAGACCGGAUGCAUGACUUGCAGGCGAAGGAAGAAGAAGUGUGAUGAACAACACCCAUCAUGCAACAAUUGCAUUCGCGGAGGCUUCCCCUGCGAGGGAUACUCGGUACGCACCACCUGGCAGAAGCCAUCCCAGAGCAAAGGGCCCAUCCCACUACAGUCCAAGGAUCGAUAUCCAGAACCUCCGAACAUGUACAUGCAGGACAUGAGCCCCCAGCGACACGAUUCGAGAAUGGGUGGCCCAAUGAUACCCGACGGAAGCAAAACCAGACCAGUCUCUGUUGAGGACAAUGACAGAGCCCAGGCCUACAUGACCAGCCCCAAUAGCUCCGUUGCCCGCGUAGCAUGGCAAAAAGGCUCGUGGCAGGCCGCCAACCACCAUAUGAUGCAGGAUUCUGCUCCCAAGAUGGAAUACAGAGAGGCCCCGGUGAUCGGAGACAUGUCGCGCCCUGAGCCCCCAAAAUCAGACUACCACCACACACACAGCAACAAUGCUAGCAAUAACAACAAUUCCUCCAGCAGCAACACCAACAAUAACACACAUCAAAAGCCCGGAAUUCCCGUCUUCCAAUCGAACAUGGAACCACGCCCGAACCACGCUCCUCCUCGCGUCGACGCAAGCAACUACCCCACUCAAGCCCGCCUUGCGUUGAGCAGCAUGGAGCCUCAUGUUCCAUUUGAAGGACCCAGCGAGAAGUCCGAAAAAGAGAAAAUGCUCAGCGGCGAACAGUACCGCCCAUUCGACCCGGAACUGGUCCGCGACCGCGAACAGUGCAAAUCCGCUCUCUGGCGCUACACCAAUGCUGGCAAUCCCCUCUAUGGUAUUAGCUCCGCUGAAAAGACUCGCCUUCUAACCCAGAUUCUUCAGCCACCCGCCAUCGAACCACCACCGGAUGCCCCUCCGCCGUCGACCAGCACCCCGACCGGAUCUCUUGGGCCAGGCGCCGUCCUUGAGUCCCCAUUCAACUGCCACUACGGCUACAACAUUAACAUUGGCGAAGACGUUCUCAUCUCUGAAAACUGCUUCUUUGCAGAUGACUGUUCCAUUAACAUCGGCGCCCACACAUGGAUUGGUCCAAACGUCACAAUCCUCAGCUCAAUGGCCAUUGGAAGCAUGCAGGAACGCAAGGGCUCCCAAAGCAGGUAUCAGGGCCGACCUGUUGUUAUCGCCGAAGACUGCUGGAUCGGUGCAGGAUGCACCAUCCUACCUGGCGUCACGCUCGGACGUGGCGCCUAUAUUGCCCCUGGCGAAGUGGUCCGUUCGCAGAUCCUGCCUUACGGGUUCCAAGGGUUGAAACCAAACUACCCUUAGGCCUCAUCGUGAUCCUCCAUAAUA